AUGGCACUUGUCCCUAUCGUCAAUUCAGGCAAGUACAAGAUUAAGAACGUCAAGUUUGGCGCCAUCCGGGACGACGAGGGUUCCUUGGGGGCAAAAGGCAACUCCAAGUCCGAGGAACUUGUCUGGACUGUCACUCUGAACCCCGACAACUCGCAUACCCUUCAUGCCAUCUCCGCGAAUGCACCCGCUAUCGCUGGAGGGCCCGUCACCGAAGUUUCGAAGCGUUUCUAUAUCAGCCUCGAGAACCAAUCUGCCCAGGGCGUUCAUUGGUUCCUUCAGCCAGUUUUGAUCGGCUCUGAUCCCCGUAUCCUCUAUGCCAUCUACGAACCCGGUAGGAGGGGCCACUGGGAACUGUGUAGCGCAGACAAGAAGGAGCCUGUGAAGCUCAACAGGGAGCCUCAUGAUGACGAGAACAAGCCUGUUCCGACACACUUUACUCCGGAGGCCCUCUGGGUCUUUGAGCAUGUAAUAGGCGACGAAUAG
This is a messenger RNA of Serendipita indica DSM 11827, 483 nucleotides long. The record is from the annotation of a GenBank genome assembly. Lineage: Eukaryota; Fungi; Basidiomycota; Agaricomycetes; Sebacinales; Serendipitaceae.